UUAGUCACUUCUGGCUGGGUUCCACCUACAAUUCAGCCAGGCAGCCUCUGAAAGGAAAGUCACUCACUGAGCUUCAGUUUCCUUUGCUGCUCACACAGGAAUCCAGCCUCCAAGCUCCUCUUCUUAACUGCUGGAAAUCUGGCUCUGCCUCCCAGGCUCUGCUCACAUCUCUCCCAGACUGACAGCCAUGGAUCCUGACCAGCAAACUGCACAUUCCCCUGCUGCCAAUUAACAGACACAAGCCAUUAAACAGAAGCUCCCAGUGCCCCUGACCAAGCCCAGGGUAAUUGGCAGAAGGGUGCUCCAGCAUACAAGCCAUUGGCAGCAUUUGCCCAGGAGAGUACAAUGUUUAAUUGGCACAAGUCGUUCUCUAUUAUGUCAUCCUGGAGGAGAGGGAAAAAGACAGCUGAAACGGGGGGAGAGGUGGUCCUGACACAAAUCAAGAAAAUAAAUGAAAGUGAUCCUGACCUGAUAGAAUCAUGUUGCCCAAAUGGAAACAGCUUUCUUCAAGUUCACAAAUCCUCUGAUCGCCAAAGUGAUUUGCCCACAAAAGGAAACCAAUCUGAAUUAGCCUAUGAAAAGAAGCUGUCUCAGUUGGCAGUGUCUGAUUCAAUUUCCCGCCUGAAAAGGUUAUAUAAAUUUGAAUCUGAAGAUUCUGGUGUUGAGAUGCCAAGCGGUGCCAACUCACCAUCUACUCCUAAAGGGUCUGAAAAGAGCUUUGUGAUGCACAGUAGGGACUCGUCAUGUGAUUCUGGGGUACUCAGUGCAUCUUCAUCUCCCACUGUAGGCCAUCUGGAAAUAAAGCCACGUGUCCUGAAAGAAGAGAGUCACACAUUUCUCAGUGGUAUUGAACACUCUGAGGACUACAUUAAUAAUGUUAAACAAAAUGGAGAAGAUCCUGAAACUACUAUGGAAGAUUUCAUAGAGUGUCAAGAAGAGGAAGAAGAUUUGGACUUGCCUUCCAGCAAUAACCAAAACAAAUCAACAGAAGACGUCUCCAGUGCUAAACUUUCAUCUGCAAUGGGAGAUGACAACAAGUCCAUGAAUGAUUUUUACAAAGACACCUUUGAUGGGAUUGAUGAUAUGCAUAUGAACAACCAACUGAAAAGAUACCCAACAAGCGACAGUUUGGAUGAAUACAUGGAUGAGUGUUGCAGACUGAGUGAGGUUAAUCAAGGAGCAUCAAAAGCCCUUGGCUCAGGCCUUGGAUACUUGGAACACAUCUGUCAGCUCAUAGAAAAAAUUGGGCAGCUCCAGGAACACAACCUCAAGCUUCAAAGGCAAGUCUUUGCCUUGCAAAAAGAGGACAGAAUGAAACAGAUGAAAGAAGAGUAUGUUGUACAGCACUGCUGCUGUGGAGCAGCCAAUGUUUUCCUCAACUCACACCAGGAGAUGAAGAAGCAAGUUCCCUUGAGGAGGAACCGGCCACACAGUAUGUUUGUACAAAGUGGAAAUAACUCUGACCUCUUCAUGAUCCCAGAAACCGGUGUGAACUCUGAGAAGUUUGGCUACAAAGCAACUGCACAGAUGAAUGAAAGGAGGAGUCCUUCAUUGCUCGGGUUCAGGAAAUCGACAAACAAAGUGAAAUUUGAUGAAAGAGAUUUUCAAAAAUUGUGGGACAAGACAUACUAUGAUGCUUUGCCAGAGCAAGACACUAAAAAGUUUGAUCACCCAUUUGGAAUUGUCAGAGAACUUUUGAAGAAAACAAAGAAUAGAAAUAAGCUGGGAAUGUCAGCAUCACUGAAAAGUUCUUGUCCUCAGCUCUACAGGCCUGAUCUUGUACAUGGCGACUUAAAAAGAAAAGAAAGGAACUCAAUGAUUGUUCUUGGACAGAAUACAAAGAGGGAAUCUAUGUGGUCGAGUAAUUUUCUCCUAAGCAGGAAAGAUGAUGAUAUCUGAAGGUGUGGGAAGAGGAAGAUGAAGAAGAGAAGCAAGAGGAUGUGCUUGAAAGACAGAAACAGGAUGUUAAGAAAAGAGGGAAACAUAUGGCCAUGUAUGAAGCUGCUCAAUCAGAGGGAAAUGUAAAUAUUGUACAGUAUAAAAUGGGCAGCACAAGUGUGCAAAGAUGCUUUGAUUUGGAGUUUCCACGCCUAUUUAUUCUGCAAGUGGAUUGCUAUUUAUUAACUAUUUUGUUUUCAAAGAGAAUUCAACAAUGCCAGUUCAUUGGGACAAUUUAGGCUCCACCCCUGAUCUCAUUCAUGCUGUUGAUGUAAUGAUGGGAAAGAAUUACAUACUAGUAGGUCUUUAAUUGCUCCAUACAGAUGUAUGACUAUAGUGGCUACAUGGGUUUGCAACAUGUUACAUUUAUGGGCUAUGUGUUUCUCCAAUAAUUUCAGGUCAAUAUUAUGGGUGCACUUAGCUAAACCUGCACCAACUGUAUCCUGUUAAAGGCCCAAUUAUUUUCAAAAAUGGCCUUAAAAAAAUGGUGCAUACAACCAAACUUUUGGGAACAAAUCCAACAUUAGACAUUACUGGCAUGAAAUCAACUUGCACUUACCUAUUUCUCAAAGCUCUCCCAGUGCCACACUGACAAUAUAAAGAGCAUCCCUUAAACCUAUGGGUUAGCAUCUACAUAGCUGAUGACCUGUAAAGUAAAACGACCCCAUAUUAUUGCCUUUCUUGCCGCUGACACUUUUAGUUACUGCUCAUGGGAGUACUAACUAUAAGAUAAACAACAAAUAGAACAAAUUUUGCAGUAUUAAUUAUUAGAAAAAUCUUACAUGUGAAGAAUGACUUGGAUCCAUUCCUCACAGCACUUAUAAGCCAACAGUUUUACAGGUUCCAUGUUAUUCUAUGGAGUUUUUCACUCAAUUUGAGAGCUGAUCCCAAAUAUGGUACAACAUUAUCAAGUGUAUCAGAGGUGGAGUUUAAGGACUGUGAAGCCUCUGUAACAGAAAUAGUGAAUAUGAACCCCCAACUAUUUGCCUUUCAAGCAAUCAUAAUGCUGUUGUGUUAGUGUCAUGGUCCUGAUCUCUAUGCAUUCACAUUACAGUGAGCAGAUAAAUAUCAGUGGGGACUGCUGGGCAAUAACAACAGGUGCUGGGUGCUACUAGGUGAGGUGCAUCUAGUUCUUCAAUAAAGCACUUUUAGAUCUAUACGGCAUGUGAUGGCCACAAUAGUAGAAUAUGAGAUUGAACUAUAUCAUAGGAAAGCAUUAUAACAAAUCCUGCUUAAAGAGGUAAUUCACCUUAAAUGUAACUAUUAGUAUGGAGUAUAAAGUGCUGUUCUAAGACAGUUUGCAAUUGGUCUUAAUUUUUUAUUAUUUAUGGAUUUUAAUUUUGCUUUUUGCUCAGCAGCUAUC
Xenopus tropicalis (tropical clawed frog) is the source of this 3301-nucleotide messenger RNA. RefSeq lists its product as uncharacterized. The record is from RefSeq and is a predicted model, not a curated record. Bases 346 to 1899 code for a protein of 517 amino acids. The transcript is spliced from 8 exons. Lineage: Eukaryota; Metazoa; Chordata; Amphibia; Anura; Pipidae.